AUGCUGGCUGUGAGGCUUAGCAGCAUUUUCCUCAUUGACCACGCAUGGACCUACCGUGUGGAGCAUGCUCGCCAACAACUAAUGGAGGUUCCUGGCCUCUUGCACCGUAUGGCCAACCUCAUGGGGUUCGAAUUCCACGGAGAGGUCCCGGAUGAAGGAGUGGUGGAGGAGGUUCUUGCGGAGAUGUGGAAGUAUAACCAGACUUAUCAGCUCUCUCAUGGGUCUGCAGAAGAGAAGGUUCCGGUCUGGUACAUUAUGGACGAGUUUGGGUCUAGAAUUCAGCAUUCGGAUGAACCAACAUUUGUGACGGCCCCUUUUUACUACAUCCCCCAUCAGCUGGCUUACACCAUACUGUGGCCCCUCCGAGACAUAAGUAAUGGAGAGGAAGUUUCCCGCGACUACGCUUACGGAGAGACGGAUCCCUUAAGACGGAGCUGUCUGCUUUUACCAUGGCAGCCUGAGGAUCUCUCCCACAUUAACUACCAGACACCCGAGCCAGCGGAAACUCAUUAUCAGUUUAUUUUUGCAGAAAAUAAAGAGACCCUGCCUCACCCCGUGGAGCCUCCACUUCAUGACGAGAGUAAAAUCUUCAAGGUUUACACAGAUAUACAGCAGGUUCUGAACGCUGUCAACCAUCCGCGCUUCGUGUUCACAAAUGAGGAGAAGGAAGCGGACAUCCUCUUCAAUUUUUCUCAUAUUAAAGAUUACAAAACAUUCAGCACAGAGAGGCCUCACGUCCUGCUGAACCAGUUCCCAUGUGAGAACCUUUUGACGGUUAAGGAUUGCCUGGCAUCUAUUUCACGAAGGGUUGGAGACACCGAAGGCCCAAAAUGGCUUCCCCGUACUUUCAACCUGAAGACGGAACUGCCGCAGUUUAUCAGCUACUUUAAACAGCGUGAGCAGCGCGGGGAAGACAAUCACUGGAUCUGCAAGCCAUGGAACCUGGCCAGGAGCUUGGACACCCAUGUCACUACCAACCUGUCUUAUAUUAUACGUCAGAGAGAGAGCACACCUAAGGUUGUUUCGAAGUACAUUGAGAAUCCGGUGCUUUUCCAUCGGGAAGAUGCUGGGAUGGUGAAGUUUGACAUCCGUUAUGUGGUCCUCCUUCGCUCAGUGCAACCGCUCAAGCUGUAUGUCUACGACGUGUUUUGGCUGCGCUUCGCCAAUCGGCCGUUCACACUUGACGAUCUAGGUGACUAUGAGAAACAUUUCACAGUUAUGAAUUACACCCCAAGUGUACAGCUAAAGCAGAUCCAUUGUGAUGAAUUCAUCACCUUGUUUGAGAAGCAGUAUCCUGACUAUCCCUGGAAACCUAUACAGGAUGAAAUAUUUAAAACCUUUGGGGAGCUUUUCCAAGCUGCGUGCUCCAAACCCGCCCCGCUUGGCAUCUGCGACUACCCGUUGUCUCGUGCAAUCUACGCUAUUGACUUGAUGCUAAAGUGGGAGACUAACCAGGAAGGUAAAAGAGUUAUGCAGCCUCAGAUUUUAGAAGUAAACUUCAAUCCAGACUGUGCUCGAGCCUGCAAAUACCACCCGACUUUCUUCAACGAUAUCUUCAGCACUCUGUUCCUGGAUGAACCGCAAAACUGUCACGUGACUGCCAUCCUUUAAUGCUAAACCACGAGCUGUUUAUAGAGAGCUUCCUAGACUUUAUACAACCAGCAAUAUCUGUAUACAGGCUGCCCUAGCUCUGCUUGUAGGCCAUGGUGUGUAUACCUAUACAAGCUCCAAGCUAGAUUUCAGCCUGAGGAUAUCUCUGCAAUUAACUCUAUUCUUGCCCAACAUUAUUCUGCUACGUCAGUGAUACUUCAAUAAUAUCUUUUCUGUAGAAAUCUGAGGGGGAUUUUUAUUCAUCUAAAUAUUUCUCUGGCUUCUCUCUGUGUCUUGAAACAGUUGU
Messenger RNA from Nanorana parkeri, 1897 nucleotides. RefSeq names its product tubulin tyrosine ligase like 12 (gene TTLL12). Gene Ontology annotation, biological process: protein modification process. The transcript has 13 exons. Lineage: Eukaryota; Metazoa; Chordata; Amphibia; Anura; Dicroglossidae. The record is from RefSeq and is a predicted model, not a curated record. Bases 1 to 1611 code for a protein of 536 amino acids.